Linnemannia hyalina is the source of this 2514-nucleotide messenger RNA. The record is from the annotation of a GenBank genome assembly. NCBI's taxonomy places the organism in Eukaryota, Fungi, Mortierellomycota, Mortierellomycetes, Mortierellales, Mortierellaceae.
AUGAAUCCAGCCACAACACGAUCACAACCCGCUACCACUACUCCCGCGAGUACUACUUCGGUCUUCAGAAGUGGUGUCACCAGGAAUAGCGGUAACGACAAUAACCCCUUCUUGGAAACACCUGCGCGGAAACUGUUCAAGCACCACCACCACCACCACCACCACGACGGCACCACCAGCAGUAGUGGCGCCUUUUCCGGAUCGGGCUACACGCACCAGCAAGGUUCUACGAGCAGUUGCGCCAUCUUUGCCGUCCUCAAGGAAGCCGCAGCGACUUGUGCUAACAAGAGUUAUGCCGUCCAGUACCACCACCAGCAACAACACAUCGUCGUCUACUCCACUCUCUGCAACAACUCCGAUAUCGGGGAUGGGGUCAGUACCGGCAACGAUACGACAAUGCAUGUCAAGGACAGUCAUGGGUUCAUCAUCCCAUCUGCACCCACCGCUCGUACUUCAGGAAAGACACCUCGGGUACAUCAACAACAGUAUCCAAGUACGACUCCCAAGGGCCCACCCAACCAACAUUAUCUCGAACAACUUGCCAAAUCGCUGGAAUCAGAGCCUGCGCCAAAGCUGAAUCUGGGUCUCGUUUCAGUAACGGGUGAGGGAGAGGAAGGGUUACAGGACCAGGAGAAGGAACAGGAACAAGAACUCCCGGUCGAGGCUGUUCCUCCAGCGAACUCUAGGAUGAUGGAUUUUGCUCGCAAGUCGAUCAUGCAGCACUCUGCAGCGGUGCCUGGGUCUAUUUUCCGCAAGCUGGGCAACAAAGCGGGAUCUCAGCAGUCGUUGACUCAUUCGCAGGCGCGUUCUUUGAUCAGCAGCAACGAUGACAGCAGGACUCUGCAUCAGCCUUCUGUUACCUCAAAGCCGACGCCACCAGUCCAACCACCAGUCCAACUACUAGUUGCUAUAAAACCAACGGCGGCAAAGGCCGUGUCGCUUCAGGAAAGGAUGACCACAAAGCGUCCAAAUGAGUCGACGGCGGCAAAAGAGGCAAAGGAGAUCGUGAAUCGUUGGGAGCCGGCUGGAGACUUGGCGUUCAGAUUCGUGCCGUCUCCUAAACCUCCUACCAAUCCAACAGCAGAAGCAACGGCACCGACAACGACAGCAAAACCAUUAACCUCAGAGACUUCGACUCCUUCUCACGUGUUUUCACGGAGUGUUCUUGACUUUUCUGGUCCGAGUGAACCCAAGUUCCAAAGGAAGCCUGCCCUGAACCCCACGAUCACCCCUGCCGCCGCCACACCCAUCAGCAGCAACAACAGCUACAACAGGUUUUCAAAACCUAUAUACCCUAAUAAGGCACACCAGCCGCCUUCGAUGACUGCGAUGCUGAAGGACAUUUCGUCCGCAAAGGAGAACAGGAUGCCACCAACGACUGCAACCACUACUAAAACAACAGCAGCAACAACGGAUGUGGACGUGGAAAUGGGCGAUGGGGGAGCUGAGGGUUCUGGCGGCCCUCAACGGCCGUCGCCUGCUUUCGACAUCAGAGCAGCAUUGCGAAUGGACUCUGCGAGGACACAGUAUCAGCUACCUAGUCUGAUAGCCUCACUUUCACCACCACCGAGCCCUCGACGCCGGCCCACACCGUACUUGAUUCCUUCCGCCAACGAUCGGGAAGCACUGCGGAUACGUCGGACGCCUGGGUUCAAGGCGCGGCCAUUAAAUCCCAAGAUUUUCACGGGCGCAGGAGAUCUUGGGCUUCCCAAAAUUCAAAAGCCAGCGCUCACGGUGCCAGUCUCGCCAGUGUUCAGUCAACGGAAAAGAGUCAAGGAUGUGGUCGUUACCGAGGGGCUGUCAAAGGAGAAGGACGUGUCGUCGAGUACGGCGGCUACGCGGUUGAAGGAGAUGAUUGGGGCUGGCGCUGUGGAGAAGCAAAAGCAGAAGCAACAGAAGCAGCAGCAGGAGCAGACUGGCAGGCAUCAGGUGGUCUCGGCUGGUGGCAGGCAACAAUCUAGUAGGCGCAUUGUUCAGCCAAGAAUUGUCCAUCAUGCCCAGACAUCGCGGCGGGACCGCAACAUAGGCAAGGACAAGAGUCUUGGUGGUGGAGGGAUGGGAGGUGGUGCGCGGCGGAUUGAGGUCGCUGGCGUUGGGAGAGGAGGCCAGGUUGGUUUGGAGUCGUCUUUGAAGCCCGCAUCACUGGUUGUUCCGAGCGUGGACCAGACGCGUCCUGAUAUCGAUGUUGUUGGCGCUCCCGGGUCGGAUUUGGGUCUGCACCACCACUAUCACCACAACCACGAGAUGUAUACAUCAUCAUCAGCAGCUACAGGUGGCGUAUCCAAGUUGCGGCGACCUAUUACUGCUGCUGGAGGUGCCACGACUCGGCCGGUGCCCUUCAACUUUGCGACGACCGAGUUGCAGCGGAAGCGGAUGUUGUACCAGCCCACUCCUUCAGAUUAUUCUCUGAUCGCCACUUCUGCGCCGUCUUCGUCCGGGGCUGUUGUUGGGAGCGGUAGUCUUAUGGGUAGCACGAAUGGGUUGUCGUUGGAGGACCUUAUGCCUAACAUGUAA